Molecule: messenger RNA, 1602 nt
Organism: Gasterosteus aculeatus aculeatus (three-spined stickleback)
Lineage: Eukaryota; Metazoa; Chordata; Actinopteri; Perciformes; Gasterosteidae
Gene: sla2a
Product: Src like adaptor 2a
Molecular function (GO): protein binding
Source: RefSeq, a predicted model, not a curated record
CACUUUCUCCGAGAUAGAGCGACGUGAGCUGUCUGACACCUUGAGUCAGGAUGUCACGGCCUCGAGCGUCACAGGAAGCUGCAGCAGGGUGACAUACAUCAUGGUCGCGCGCGGGAGGCCCCGUCCCUUCAGCCCUGCCCCCUAUCCAACAGCCGAGGACGCGCAGCCGUCUUCGUGGGCUCAGAGGAGGGAACGCAGCCACUGAUCGAUCAGCAGUGAGAACCUGAGCUCAAGAUUACAGCGAUCCGUGUGUGCUGAAGGCAGAAGACCAUCAACAAUAUUUGGAAAUUAUUAGUUGAUCUGUCACUGCGUGUGUGGAAUAUAGUUCCCGGGCGAAAACCUUUAAUACAGAAAUCAAAGGAGACAGCAAGAAGCCACAGAUCAUGGGGACCUGCCCCAUCAGAUGCCGAUCCAAGCGGACUAUUCUAGAAAAUCCAUCUGAAACAGAUUCACAAUCCUCUCAAGACAGCGUGCUCGUGUCGCUCUGCAACUACUCGCCCUUUGAGCACACAGAGAUCACCAUGUGCAUUGGAGAACGACUCGACAUCACAUCAGACGACGGGGAUUUUAUGAUGGUGAGAUCAGCCACCACGGGCGUCGAGAGCUACAUCCCCACCGACUACACAGCCCGGCUAACCCACAGGUGGCUGUUCACAGGCCUCAGCAGGAUCAAAGCAGUGGAGCUGCUCAUGCAACCUAACAACCAAAGUGGCGCCUUCUUGAUCCGGGAGUCAGAGACAAACAAAGAUGGUUACUCGCUAUCCGUCCUGAAGAGGAGCAACUCCUCAUACCUGGACUGUGUCAAGCACUACCGCAUCUUUCAGCUCCACAACGGCUGGAUCUACAUAUCUCCGGGGGUCACCUUCCCCACCGUGCGUCACCUGGUGGAACACUAUUCAGAGUCUGUAGGCGGAUUGUGCUGCCGGCUGACGGAGCCUUGCUUCAUCCACGGUGUAGAUGCUCCCAGAGAGCCCAGGCCCGUACCUUCAGCUAUCAGGAGGCCUACUAUCAACUGGAAGGACAUUAGCAGGUCAGUGAUCUUCAGGAAGGUGAGAACAGAGUCGGACCACUCUUUCGUGAGCGAGGGACUGAGGGAAGCCAUCUCCUCCUACCUGCAAAUGACAGAGGGCAACGAUGACAGCUGGGACACUUGAGGAGAGACAGAGGAGCCGCCUGAGAGUGAAGAAGUCUGAUGGAAAUAGUCCAGACGCCGUCCUUUCUCAUCUGCAGUUUGAAAAGCCCUUGGAAGAUGUCAUCUGUACGACCAAGUGUAGACUUUGGAGACCCUGGAUUAGCAGGAGGGCUGACACACUACAAUGUCUGAACUUGUGACAUGUGCAUCUGCAAAAAGAUGUUUUUCAUGGCGACAAGGAUGUUGAGAGCUGAAAAUGUCAAAUCAAAGAGAUAUUUGUUCUCAUUUAGUUUCAAAAGUGUGAAAGUUUAAGUUAUAUAUUAAUAUAUGUACACGAUAUUUGAAUGAAAUAUAACAUGUGUUUAUUAUUUUGUAAUAUGAUCUUGGUUGUUGGAUUACAAGUUAUUGGAUUACAAUAAAAUAUGUUACGCGUUAAAUGAGCAGCGCUUAAAUAUACAUAAUAACCUAAA